GGGACCCAGGAUAAAGACGCAGAAUCACACAGGAGAAGCAUUACAGGAUAAAUAGCAGUGACAGAGGUAGGAAGGUUCUGCUGCUGGAUAAGGACUCUGGACCUGGAGUUCCCUCAAGAUGCCACUCCUUGCUCAUGCUUUGUUGCUACUGCUACCACUCUGCCAAAUGGUAGUUUGUGGCCCAACUUCACCCAGUGAGAAUGGCACACAGUCACUGGAAACAAGCAGCAGAAUCUUUGUGGGCAACGACAGUGUCAAUCUCACCACAACUGCCCCCGUCUUGACCACCAACCAGUCUACAAGAUCCCUGAUCCCUGAGGUCACAGGCAACCGCCAAAGCACAAGAGAGCGCCUGUUGUACGUCACUGACGAUGGAUGGGAUGAUUAUUAUUGGGAUAGUCCAGACAAUUUUGACGAAAAGUCUACUACCAAACCUCCACCUGCCCCUCAGACCCCCUGCCCUUAUGACCGCUGCAAACACUUGGAACCUGAAUGUGAAGAAAUACAAAGGAAGGCAGGUGGCAACUGCCUUUGCCCUGGGUUGAAUGGACCUACAAUAGCACCUGAUUCUCCCCGCAUAGCAGAAGUCAUUCCUGGUGACAAAGAGAUUAGUGUUGCCUGGUGCUCCCCCAUGUCCACUGUGCAUGGUUAUAGGGUGCUGUAUGGGGCCCCUGAUAGUUUGCUGGAAAGGGGACCCAUCCUUAACAAUACAUAUAGAUUGUAUGCCAUUGAGAAUCUCCUGCCAGGUACCUCUUACAGAGUGUGUGUAGUAGCAUUUAAUGGAGCAGGGGAAAGUCCAGUAAAUGGUGGGGAAGUAGAGGAGGAUGAUGGAUGGGAGACAGGUACACUGGGUCCCUGCAGGGUCCUCCAUACCUCCAGCUCAUCUAAGUCACAUAUUUACUUGGGAAUAGGGGUGGGACUGGCGAUUCUGGCUGUACUGGGACUGGCUGUUUUAGGUUAUUUUCUGUGGAAAAGAAAAAAAGGCAACAUGAAGGUAUUCGGAGGGGAGGAAAUGGGAAUUAGAAACCAAUCCUAUAGGGCUGAAAGCAUGGAUAAGCUGUAAAUUACAUAAUGAGAAAUAUGGAAAGAUAUUUGUAUGUAAUAUGUAUAUUUCACUUAUGCCUAUUGAAUGUUUAUAUAUUUAUUAUUUAUUUAUUGGAAUAAACAUCUAUUUUUCUACAA
This is a messenger RNA of Xenopus tropicalis (tropical clawed frog), 1182 nucleotides long. RefSeq names its product LRRN4 C-terminal like (gene lrrn4cl). The record is from RefSeq and is marked provisional. Lineage: Eukaryota; Metazoa; Chordata; Amphibia; Anura; Pipidae.